Messenger RNA from Rhodotorula graminis WP1, 2031 nucleotides. RefSeq lists its product as uncharacterized. The record is from RefSeq and is a predicted model, not a curated record. Bases 1 to 1893 code for a protein of 630 amino acids. Gene Ontology annotation, molecular function: FAD binding; N,N-dimethylaniline monooxygenase activity; NADP binding. NCBI's taxonomy places the organism in Eukaryota, Fungi, Basidiomycota, Microbotryomycetes, Sporidiobolales, Sporidiobolaceae. The transcript is spliced from 13 exons.
AUGCCACCCUCUGCCGACGUCCAAACUCAGCCUUCCGUCAUCGACUCGAUCAAGCGCACCGUCGCUCACGUCGAGUCGUCAACCCCGACCAAGGAGCGCACCAGCUCGCCCGCCGACAUUGCUACGGCUUUCUGCGCCUCGCUCCAGUCUGCCUUCGACGCCAAGGACGUCGUCGGCAUCGAGCGCCACUUCACCGACGACGGCUCCUGGCGCGACAUCCUCACCAUCGACUUUGACAUGAACAGCCUGAAGCGCGCCAAGGGCGAGAUCAAGCAGCACCUCGACAAGUACGGCGUCCCCGAGAUCCGCAGCCUCAAGGUCAUCAAGCCCCACGACGCCGUCAUCAACAAGGACGCCAACUGGCUCCAAGCCUUCACGACGUUCGAGACGGCCGACUCUCGCGGCAAGGGCUUCCUGCGCCUGCGCGAGUCGACGCCCGGGUCGGGUGACUGGCGCGCCUUCACGUUCUUCACUGCCCUGUGGGAGGUCAAGGGCCACGAGGAGUUUGCCGGGCACCGUCGUCCACUCGGCGCAGAGCACGGCACGCACGACUCGAGCGAGAACUGGCUCGACCGGCGCCAGAAGCAGAUCCGGUUCGAGGGCGAGGACCCGACGGUGCUCAUCGUCGGUGGCGGCCAGAACGGCCUCAUGCUCGCGGCCCGGCUUGGCGCGAUCGGCAUCAAGACGCUCGUCGUCGAGAAGAACGGUCGCGUCGGCGACUCGUGGCGCAAGCGGUACCACACCCUUUGCCUGCAUGACCCGGUCUGGGCCGACCACUUUGCCUACAUGCAGUUCCCUAAGACUUGGCCCAUCUACACGCCCAAGGACAAGCUCGCCAACUACAUGGAGGAGUACGCGUCGCAGAUGGAGCUGAACAUCUGGCUGCAGUCGACUAUCGAGCGCAACCCGACGUACGACGAGCAGACCAAGCAGUGGACCGUGCGCGUCAAGCGUGAGGGCCAGGACGACCGCGAGAUGCACGUCAACCACCUCGUUCUCGCGAGCGGGUUCUCGGGCGAGCCUCGCCUUCCCUCCUUCCCUCGGGACGAGUUCAAGGGCUACAUCACGCACUCGUCGGGUCACGCCGGGUGCCACGGCAAGGACUGGGCGGGCAAGAAGGCUGUCGUCAUCGGCUGCUGCAACAGUGGACACGACAUCGCGGCAGACUUCUACGAGCACGGCGUCGACACGACCAUCGUGCAGCGCAGCAGCACCUACGUCAUGAGCUCUGAGCACGGCAUUCCCGAGCUCCUGAACGGCGUCUACGAGGAGGACGGCCCGCCGCUCGACGACGCCGACAUCAUGCUCACGAGCCUGCCCGUCGACCUGCUCGCCGAGUUCCACGUCGAGGCGGGCAAGAGGAUCGCGAUCAAGGACAAGAAGCUCCUCGAGGACCUCGAGAAGGCGGGCUUCAAGCACAACCCGUACCCGGGUUCGCUCUUCAUCAAGUACUUCCGCGACGGUGGCGGGUACUACAUCGACGUCGGAUGCUCCCGCCUCAUCGCCGACGGCAAGAUCAAGAUCAAGCAGGGCGUCGAGGUCGAGAAGCUCACCGAGAAGGGCGUUCUCUUCAAGGACGGUACCUUGAUCGAGGCCGACAUGAUCGUCAUGGCGACCGGCUACACCUCGCAGCGCGAGACCGUGCGCCGGAUCAUCUCGGACGACGUCGCCGAACGUCUCGGCUCCGUCUGGGGCGCCGAUGCGCAGGGCGAGAUCCCGGGCGUCUGGAGGUACUCGGGCGUCGACCGCUUCUGGCUCCAGUCGGGCAACUUGUUCCAGGCGCGCUGCUACAGCAAGCACCUCGCCAUGCAGAUCCAGCUCAUCGAGCUCGGCUUGCGAGACACCGCUCCCGACGCCGUCAAGUACAAGCACAUCCACGACCCGCGCUUCUAAGCGGUCGCACCCUCCCUCCUUGGUCUCGAUACCGUCGAAGCCCCUCUCUCGGCCGCCUUUUUCGUCGCGCUCGUUCCCUUUGUUCGUCUGCUACCUCGAAGAAUCCCAAGUCAGUGCAAUGUACUCUACGUCGACUUC